AUGAUUUUCACAAGUAAAUUAUUUGCCUUGUCUGUACUUUUCUGUAUAGGUCUGGCUAGUCCUGUUUCACGCAGAGACGCAGCUCAAUCUGUUGGUUCUGUUACUUCUAGCACAGUGGAAAGUGCUCCUACUGUUGAUACAACAAACGGUACAUAUGUUGGUACAUACUUAGAAUGUUUUGAUCAAGAUAUAUUUCUAGGCAUGAGAUAUGCCCAAUCACCACUUGGAUCGUUGAGAUUUGUUAAUCCUCAACCAGUUAAUGAAACUUUUUCUGAAGUUAGAGAAGCAAAAGAAUACCUUCCAUCAUGUAUGAACUUAGGUGAUUCUGAAGGUGGUGAUAAUUGGGGUUUGGAACAAUCUGAAGAUUGUCUUGGUAUUAAUGUCAUUCGUCCAGCCAAUACAACUGGGCCGUUACCUGUGUUGAUUUAUAUUUAUGGAGGUGGUUUUUACCAAGGAGCCAGUUCUGUUGAUGCUUAUAACUUAAGUUACAUUGUCCAAGAGAGUGUUGAAAUGGGUAAGCCCAUGAUCGGUGUAAGUUUCAACUAUAGACUUUCUGGUUUCGGAUUUCUUGGUGGAGAAGAAGUCGUUAAGAGAGGUUACACAAAUGUCGGUUUAAGAGACCAACUUUUGGCUAUCGAAUGGGUGCAAGAAAACAUUGAUGAAUUCGGUGGUGAUCCAAACCAUAUUGUUUUGUGGGGAGAAAGUGCUGGUGCAAUUUCUAUUUCAUUACAAUUAGGCUCUGGAAGACUCAACUCAUCCCAUAUUAGAGGUGCAAUUAUGGACUCUGGAUUUGUAGCCGGCAAUGGUAUAGGUGUUGCAACCAGUGAUGUAUCCACUGAGGGCUAUAAAAAUAUAACGGCUUACCUUGGAUGUGAUAAAGCAGAAGAUGCAUUUGCCUGUCUCCAAAACUAUGAAAAUGUCACUGAGCUCAUUGAGGCUUUUGAUCCAGAUUUUGGUAUUAUUAGUGACGACGUCUUUGGUCAUGUUACGAUCGAUUAUGACUAUGUUCCAACUGUUCCAAGUGAAAUGUUUGUUAACAAUAACUUUACUGAAGUUCCAAUUAUUAUUGGUGCUAAUAGUGAUGAAGGUACUGCAUUUGUUAGUAGCACUGUCGAUAAUGAAAAUAUCAAAGAAUAUUUAGCUGCAAAGUAUACUCAUCUUUCUGAAUCUCAACUCGAUACUAUUCUAGAUCUUUACAAAGAUAACAAUCCAGAGUUCCAACCGCCAUAUCAACCACCAUUCCCUGUUUCAUUUGAAGGGUAUGGACUGGGAUUCCGUAGAGCAGCCUCAAUUGUUGGUGACCUUAGGUAUAUUGGACCAAAGAGGCAUGCUGCCAAGAACUGGGUCUCUAAAAAUUUAACUGCUUAUACAUACAGAUGGAACUUAUUCUUGAACGAUACCGCUGAGCAACUUGGUGCAACUCAUGCCCAAGAAUUACGUUGGAAUUUUGACAAUGAUCAAACAUCCUUCCUGUCUCUUUCUCCUCAACAACAAAAUCAAACUUUGGUCUCUUUAUUCAAUCGAGAUGGUCUUUAUAGAAAUCAUCAAGGUGAAGCUGUAACAAUGGCUGAAAUUAUCAGUAAGCAAUGGAUUUCUUUCAUCACUACAUUGAAUCCAAAUAACCAUGAUAUUUAUGGAAUUCCUCAUUGGCCAAGUUACGGUAGUCUAUACGAGCCGAAUAAGAAUUAUGUCUACGAUUGGAGAAGUAUCUCUACUGAAGUUGAUAACUUCAGAGAAGAGGCUAUAAAUUACGUGUCGACUCUUUUUGAGGAUCUUUUUAUCGCAUACUAA
Messenger RNA from Debaryomyces hansenii CBS767, 1791 nucleotides. Its product is annotated as DEHA2E05940p. Bases 1 to 1791 code for a protein of 596 amino acids. Lineage: Eukaryota; Fungi; Ascomycota; Pichiomycetes; Serinales; Debaryomycetaceae. The record is from RefSeq and is a predicted model, not a curated record. The transcript has a single exon.